AUGAGUGACAGCAGUGACAGUGAAUCGUCAUCCACUCCACCUAAAAAGGGAGGAUGGACUGCAAAGAAAAAAGGUGAGACACGUUUUGAACAUCAUGCCCAAAAAUUUCGGGAUGAGUGGUUAAAACAUCCGAUGUUUAGAGACUGGUUAGAGCCAGACCCAAAAGAUUCAAAUAAAGCGAAGUGUGCAUUCUGUCCAGCAAGUUCCUUGGUUGCUGAAAUAACAAAUCUGAAAUCUCAUGCCGAAUCGAAAAAACAUUUGAAAAACAAACCUGGUUCGUCCCAAAAGUUGACUUCAUUUGGUUUCAAGAUGGGCGCAACUCCAAAAAACAAACAAAAGGAUCGUGCAGAAAUAAAACUAGCUGGGUUUUUUGCAGCACAUAAUAUUGCUUUUUCUGUUGCUGACCAUUUAACGGAUCUACUUAAAGACAUUUUUCCAGAUUCAAAAUUAGUUCAAGAAAUUGAACUUAAGCGCACAAAAGUUACAGCUGUGGUAAAAAAUGCAAUUGGAGAGGGUCAUAAAGCAGACUUAGCGAAGAAAUUGACGACCACCAAGUUUUCUGCGCUUACUGAUGAAACUACUGACGUAUCAAAAAUUAAGACAGCUUGUGUGGUUGUUCGCUAUUUUGACAAUGAUGCUCAAAAAAUCUGCAGCGUGUUCUGGGAACUGUAUAAGAUUUUUAAAGAGACGGGCACCGAUGACGUUCCUACAGCGAACGCUGGAAAUAUAUACAGAGCGCUGAUGGAUUCAUUUAAUAACCGUAACAUCCCACUAACAAAUAUGAUUGGUUUUGGAUCUGAUGGAUGCAAUGUUAUGAUGGGCGACAGAGAUCCAGUCAAAACUCGUUUAUUGCGAGAUUUACCAGGGAUAACAAUUUCAAAAUGUGUUUGUCAUUCAGCCCACUUAAGUGCAAGCCAGGCUUGUAAAGAUAUUCCAGAAUCUGUAGAACAGCUUGCUCGUGACAUAUAUAACUUCUUCAAAAACAGUGACAAGCGACAGUUUGAUUAUCGCAAAUUGCAAUCAUUUGUUGAAGUUGACCCACACAAAAUAUUAAAACCGUCUCAAACAAGAUGGCUUUCGCUGGCUGCAGUAGUCGGAAGAAUCCUGGAGCAAUGGGAAGCUUUGCGCUUAUUUUUUAUUGAUUUUACGGCGAACCCAAUUCAUAAAGUAAUAGCUGAGGUGAAAAAUCAUGCAGUAUCAAUUUUAGAAAAACUGUGUGAUCCUUUCCACAAGUUAUACUUCUGUUUUUUGGAAUGGUUAUUGCCUUUGUUCACGCAAUUCAAUCUAGAAUUCCAAAGUGAAAAAGUUGUUAUUGUUGUUGUUGUUGUAUGCACGAUAAAAUUCGAGAUCUAUACUAAGAAAUUCUUCUACGUUACUUAAAACGAGAGUACGUCAUGCAGCCGAAUAUAACUCAAGUAGACCCUAAAAAUGAGCAAUUCAUGUUAAAUGAAGCUGCAAUGUAUCUCGGCAUUAAAGUUUAUGAAAUGCUAAAACACCCUGACGUAGUUAGGCAACCCCUGAAGAAAACAAUGUUCUUCACAAACUGCAGAAAUUUCCUCAGGACUGGUGCAUUGGAAAUAAAAAAACAUUACGACAUGGAAGAUCCCGUUUUUUCCAAACUCCAAGCUCUCGGACCAGCAUCAGCUCUCUCCAACGAUUUCAGAGAACACGUCCCAACAUUGAUGCCUCUGAUGGAAGUCGUGCCACGUAUAAUUGCAUCGUUUGAUGACACUAAAAAACAACAAAUAGAUGAUCAGUGGAGAAGAUAACCGAUUGCAAAAGCCCGCCAUCCUGCAGAGCUUAAAAAUACCACAGAGCCAAAUCGCCCAAAACUCAUCAGUUUUGGGCGAUGUUACAAAGAACAGAAGAUUUCUUCGAGUUGGCCAGUUUUGCCCUCGCAGUCUUGGCUUUGCCUCAUGCAAAUGCAGACUGUGAGCGGGUAUUUAGUAAGACUAACCUAAUAAAAACAGAUUUAAGAAAUCUUAUCACAGAUACAGUAAAUGGUACACUUUUAGCUUCCGAAAGCGCUUUAGGCCCAAAUCGCAAAGGUAAUUGCGUAAAUUUCGAACCAUCAAAAGAAAUGUACGCCAGAAUGACAGCUGAAAAGCUAUACUCUAAAAAUAAAGAUGAUUUUACUAACAUCCCUGAUGUCGAAUAUAAUUAAUAAAAAAUAUGAUUUUUAAUUGUUUUGUUUGAAUUUAACAGCCCCAAGCGCAAAGAAUAUGACUACACAAGUUACAUAGUACGGUAAAUAGCAUAAAAUCC
Molecule: messenger RNA, 2265 nt
Organism: Chilo suppressalis (striped riceborer)
Lineage: Eukaryota; Metazoa; Arthropoda; Insecta; Lepidoptera; Crambidae
Source: the annotation of a GenBank genome assembly